Messenger RNA from Rotaria socialis, 1002 nucleotides. Lineage: Eukaryota; Metazoa; Rotifera; Eurotatoria; Philodinida; Philodinidae. The record is from the annotation of a GenBank genome assembly.
AUGAACGGAGCUUACUAUCAACAACAAGGUUUUGGUGGUGGUGCUGGUGGUUUCUAUGGCGGUCAGAAUGCUGGUUACUCCGGAGGCCAGAAUGCUGGUUACUCCGGAGGCCAGAAUGCUGGUUACUACGGAGGUCAGACUGCUGGUUACUUAGAUGGUCAAAGUGCUGGCUUCGUUGGUGGUCAAACUGCUGGUUUCUCUGGUAGUCAAAAUGCUAGUUAUUUUGGUGGCCUAAGCGCUGGUAGUUCUUAUGCUCCAACUGCUAGUCAAAGUGUAACUCAUUCUGCAGCUUCGUAUCCAACGGGAGGUGCUGCGCAGACUGAUUAUCGUCUCAAUCAAAGCAGUUCAUCAUCAAGCGGUUCACUGGUAGCUGAAGGUAAAGUGCAAGCUACUACUGCUAGCGUUCGAGUAAAUGUAGUAUCACAGCAAGAAGGAGAUACAAGUGUUGUUUCAGUAGGAAAUUCUGCUCCGGUUGCAGCACGACGUCAAGCACAAUACAGACGACAAGUUAUUCGAUUGCCCGAUCCACCUCAAGGACCAGCACGACAAGUACGACGCCGUCUUCCUACUCCAGAGCCUGAUGUACUUGAACGAGUUUAUAUUCAACGUGCAGGUCCUGAUAUUAUAGAAGAAAUUACUGAAAUUCCUCAAACACCACCACCACGUGUUCACGAAAAAACUGUUGUUGAACCAGCUGGUCCACCCCGAGUCAUUAAACGCGUAAUUCGUGUGCAAGGACGAAGUGCCGGUGCUGCUUCCUAUCAACAACAAGGUGGCGGUUUUGUUGCAAGUGCGGGUCCAUCCGUUAGCAGUUUUGGUACUGGAGCAAGUUUCAGUCAAGCACAACAAGGAGUUGGUAGUUAUCAACAAGCUCAAGGUGCUGGUCUUGGUGGAGCCGGAUCUUAUGGUGGAGGCUUUCAACAACAAAGCUUCGGUGGCUUUCAAUCUCAAGCUGCAGCACCAUCAGCUGGUGCUCCAAAUGCUUACUGCUUCUAUGUUUAA